This is a messenger RNA of Ctenopharyngodon idella (grass carp), 3956 nucleotides long. RefSeq lists its product as uncharacterized. The transcript has 11 exons. Bases 2720 to 3877 code for a protein of 385 amino acids. The record is from RefSeq and is a predicted model, not a curated record. Lineage: Eukaryota; Metazoa; Chordata; Actinopteri; Cypriniformes; Xenocyprididae.
GAUGUACAGCAACAACUUCCAUCUUGUGGUCCUUUCCCCCAACUUUACAGCAAAUCUUUGGCUGCUUAGUCCAUCUACAUUAGAAAAGGUUAAAUUAGUCUUUGCUAUUCCCAUCAUGACAUUUCAUGUCAUUCCUGGACUAUUUGGCUAGACAUUCAAUUUGAUUUCAUUAGUUACUAAGUAACUAAAUGUGGUUUAGACUAUUUAACCCUUUGUUCUACUCUUCUGAAAUUCACCUUGUGUGAUUUGAAGCAGUGACUACUUAUCUAUAAUAAUUCUAUAUGAAGUAUUUGAGCACAGUCACUAUUUUUUUUUUAAAUUUGUAUCGUUGGGGAAAAGAAUCCGACAUGGUUGUGCUUGUACACCAACUCUCUCAAGUCUGCUAGAACGCUUGUAUCGGUUGUCAGCGAAACCUUUAAUCAGUAACUAAACCCGAAUCAAACACCCUCAUCAUUGACGUUUCAUCUGCAACUGCCUUUGGUUUCCCCGUGAGCUUCAUGAACCGCACAGCACUGGUUGAAGUCGAUGAUCUUAUGAUACCAGUCUCUCCUGAACUGUCUUUUGUACGCUUGCAUUGAGAUGCUCAACCUAGGACCAAGAGAUGUGAUGGAUUUAACUCCAUUUUCUUUUGAUCGCUUUAUAAUUUGUACCUGUUUUCUUGCAUGUUUUUGUAUCUGACAUGCCUGGGAAAGUUUCACAGUUCCAUGUAACGUUUGCGAAGUUCUAUUAAAUAUGGUGCUGUUUUUUUUGUAAGCAGUCGUUGUCGUAGUGAUGGACGGAUUCUGUGUAUAUCUGUUACUUUUAUGAUUUAUCAGUGGUUGGUUGUGCUGAUCUGGUAUGUUAUAUUCCUUCUUGCGAUUUUUUGCUUGGGUCAGUUUUUGUAAGUUCUUUUAUUCUACUUUCUGUCAGUCUCUGUUUUGUUGUCUGUAUUUGUGAAGAAAAUUUAUGGUUGCAAGCCUCUAACCUGAACCAUGAGUGAAUGCCUUGUGAAUAAAUGGAAUUAACGCUCGCGCUCACCGGUUUCUUAAUAAAGAACAUUUUUAACAGAUUUUAUCUUGGCUGCCUAUUCUGUACAUCUAUUAAUAUUCAUCUACACAGUCAGGACUAGUAUCUGACUCAAUUUCUCAAGGUUUCUAUUCUGCAGCUUGUUUAUUAUUUGCAUCGAGAUUCCUUACUUUUAUAGUUUAUGCCUGUCAGUUGUUCAAGAUAUAGUUUGAAUAAAAUUUUUUGCUCAAUAAGAAAAGAUUGUGCUUCCACUGUUGCUGUGGAUCUGUUUCUCUAACCCAAAUCCAGCAUCUACCAAGCUGUAAGUGUUUGACUUUUAUGACUCAAAGUGACUGUAUUUGCAAAAAAGCUUUCUAUAAUUGGUUUGUCCUAUACACAACUGAUCAAAAAUUUAGUGUCAGUCACAUUUUUUUUAAUGAUUUUGAAAGAAGUCUCUUAUGCUUACCACGGCUGCAUUUACUUGAUCAAAAAUACAGUAAAACAGUAAUAUUGUGUGAUAUAUUGUUACGACUUGUAACUUUUCUGUUUUAAUAUAUUUUAAAAUGUAAUUUAUUCCUGUGGAAAAGCUGAAUUUUCAGCAUCAUUACUCCAGUCUUCAGUCACAUGAUCCUUCAGAAGUCAUGUUAAUAUGCUGAUUUGCUGCUCAAGAUACAUUCUUUGAAGAAAGUUCAAAAGAAUGUAAUUUAUUUGAAAUAGUUUUUUUUUAAUUUUUUUUUAUAUAAAUUGUAAAAGUCUACUGUCACUUUUUUAAAUCAAUAAAUUUAAUAUCAAGUAUUUCAAUAAAUAGCACCAUUUUCUAGUUCUAAAAGAAAUUAUACAAAAAUAAUAAUCAGUUCUCUAUCAGUUAUGGGAACACUAGAAUGUAAAAUAAUCUAUAAUAUUGGUCAUAAAACAUAUUGGUAGAUCUCCAACAAUUUCAUUAACAUCAUUUGUUAGUGAACUAAGAAUUAACAAUACUUCUACAGCAUUUAUUAGUCUUAGUUCAUGUUAAUUUCAACAUUUACUAAUUCAUUAUUAAAAUCAAAUGUUGUAUUUGUUAACAUUAGUUAAUGCACUGUGAACUAACAUUAACAAAGAUUAAUUAAUACUGUAACAAAUGUAUUGCUCAUUGUUAGUUAAUACAUCAGUUAAUGUUAACAAAUGAGACCUUAUUGUAAAGUGUUACCCAUUUAAUAAAUGCAUUUUUAUGUAUUUUAAACAUUACAUUUAAUAUAUAUGUUUGUAUUUAUCUGAGAAAGCAAAUUACAGCAACAAGCAGUUCACAAUGUUCAUUUGUCUGUCAUUACUGAUAAUCAGGUUAAGUAAAAAAAUAUAACACAUAACCCACCUUUAGAUUAGCUUUUGAAAAGACAGGUUUGUUUAUUCUGUGGCAUUUGUUGGUGGUUUUGCUGUGCCCCCCCCUACUCCCUCUCUCUGUAGACAUCAGGAAUGUAACACCCCCUCAGACUGACCCCAACAGCUGUAAGGAGAGAGACAGAGCACAUGGCACACUGGCUAUUUUUAGAGUUCAUUCAGACUAGAAUAUCUCUCUCCUUCUUUUUCCCUGGACGUAGUUGUUCCUUCUGGAUCUCUCCUCAGCUGAAAGUUCUGGAGAAGCUUCUCAGUGGUCAGGCAAGUUCAUAAGUACCUGAGACGAACGCAGGACAGAGAAUAUAAACAAGGAAAAGAGUCCAGUAAUAAAGUGAAAGUCAACCAGAAUAUCAAACAGGCCAACAUGGCUCUACUGUGUUACAACAGAGGCUGCGGGGAUCGAUUUGAUGCUGACAAAAACUCUGAUGAUGCCUGUCAGUUUCACCCCGGAGUGCCAAUCUUCCAUGAUGCCUUAAAGGGCUGGUCCUGCUGUAAAAAGAGGACGACUGAUUUCUCAGAGUUCCUGUCAAUCAAGGGUUGCAGCCGAGGGCGCCAUAGUAACGAGAAGCCUCAGGAGCCUCUGCAGCCGGAGGUGACGUCUGAUAAGGGAGACGUGAAGCAGCACAGUGGAGAAGAGAUUAUCUACCAGGGACCCAAAUCUGCAGAAGCCUUGGAAAAAGAGAGACCCAGCUCAGAUGAGCCAAAGACAAAGCUGCAGGUGAAGAUCUCUCCCUCUCUGGCUCAGAUUGUGGAGAAAAUGGAGAUCACUGAGAAGGAAAAGAGAGAGAAGCUAGAGUGUCAAGUCGUCAUGGUUGGGGUUAAGUGCAAAAACACAGGAUGCAAAACAACUUACCAGGGUCCAGAGACUGAUGCAGAGAUUUGCUUACAUCAUCCUGGAGUCCCCGUCUUCCAUGAAGGAUACAAAUACUGGAACUGUUGCUGCAUUAAAACCACCGACUUCAAUGCCUUCCUGGAUCAGAAGGGCUGCACAACAGGAAAACACUGCUGGAUCCCCAAACAGGACAAAAAGAAGGUGGCUUGCCGGCAUGAUUGGCACCAAACUGGAAAUCAGGUUGUGGUCACAAUCUACGCCAAGAACUGCAGUCCAGAGCAUUCCUAUGUGGAGGCAAACCGCACAGUGUUAACAUGCCACAUUCAGUUUGAGGGUGACAAAGUGUUUCAUAAGGACAUCCACUUAUGGGGGGUGAUUGACGUGAAGAGCAGUUUUGUGAACAUGGUGCCCUCUAAAAUUGAGGUGACCAUGCGGAAGGCUGAUGCUGUAGCCUGGGGCAAACUUGAGGAUCCCAAACACAAACCAGAGCCAGAGGUCACCAAUGACACGAACAACACCGAACAGGAAGACGUCAAACCCGACUGGUACAUCUCAGAUGAUGACAUCAGUGAGUCUGACUGGGAAGAUGAUGAGGAGGACAAGAAAGAGAGUGAGGAGAAAAAAGAAAAACAGGAAGAUAAUGGACCCCCUGAGCUAGAAGAGCCUGCUGAUGUACCUCCAGAAAAAUGAACAUUUAUUCUGCGGUGCAAUGGUUAUGUAGUUCUGAAGUUAUGAAUUUGUUUAUAAUAACACAUGGGAUUUAUACAAA